AUGGCUGUCGAAACACACAAAGUGCGAGUGAAAAAAAAGCCAAGUCGCUAUGCGGGCGCGGCAGUACCUUGACGGCGGUCUCCUCGCACGGACCGACUGGCGGCGCGGCGGAUGGCUCUUCCGGCGGUUUUUCAUCCGCGGGUAAUGCCACCACCGGCGGUUCCACGAGCCCCGCCGGCGUCAGAGACGUCUAUUGCGCGGUCGCCCUUGACCAAGAAGAGAUUUAUCGGACUAGCACGAUAGAACGCACUCUGGAUCCAUUUUUCGGUGAAGAAUUCCAGUUUGAAAUUCCACGCACGUUCAGACAUCUGUGUGUAUACGUCUUCGAUAGAGAUCGUCAUCUGAGGCAGGACAGACCAGUUGGAAAAGUUGCCAUACGUCGUGAAGAACUACAAUCUUAUGACCGUCGGGAUCAUUGGUUCGCACUCCGACCCGUGGAUGCAGACAGUGAAGUACAAGGCGCUGCCAGAGUUCUCCUGGAUUUUGAAAAGGGCCCCCCUAACUCUCUAUCGUCAUCAGCUUCAGGCAGUGGAAAUAAACUAUCCCGCAGGCGAGGCAUAGAUGAUGAAUUGCCGGGAGUCGUAACCAUGCAGCAGCAAAGAGCUGGAUCUCUUCGAGAAAGGCGAAUUAGGACGGCUGCAAGUCCACUGAGCCAUUCAGAAAGCCUCAACGCGCAUUGUUGUAGUCCACAAACACUAAAACAAAGCACAGAGACUGGCGGUAGCACAUGUCCUUCCGUUUCUCCAUUUGAUCCUCCUCUACAUAUGGCACCACCUGUACCUGGAGCACCCACACGUGUUACUGUACGAGUAGCUGAAUGUGCGGAAUUGGCCCUAAAGAACGGUGCUUGCGAUCCUUAUGCAAUUGUUACUGCCAGGUACACGAACGGGAGAAAAAUCGUCAGAAAAACCAAAGUUAGAAGGAAAACGGAAAGUCCCACAUUUGAUGAAACGUUUACUUUUGAUUUGAGAAUAGAGACUGGCGAAAGGGACCGAGAGGGCAAUCACGCUUAUACGGAUGCUGUAAUUUGGGUGUGUCCUGCUGGUGAAGCUGAUCUUCUUGAAUUAUCAGUUGGUUUAUGGCAUGAUUCACCAGGCAUGGUUAGUGGCAGUGGUUCAUUUUUGGGUGAAAUUAGGAUACCUUUAAAAGGACACCAACAACGCGAAGCAACAGCCCGUGAUGCUUGGUACCGGUUGCAACCUAGAAGGACAAGUACAAACCAACAAUCAGGAUUUACGGAUUCAAGGCGCACACCACCAGGAACAAGACUUAGCUCUAGUGAAGGCAGUUCUGGUCUGGGAUCUCUUAGACUUAGGCUAGAUUAUACAGAAGAUAGAGUUUUCCCAGAACAGACAUAUAAUGCUUGGAGGGAUUUGCUUUUAGAAAGCACUCAAAUUCAGCCUGUUACAUCAAGUGCCGUUUAUUUAUUAGGAGAGAUAAUUAAAGACAAAGAACAUGCAGCUAAACCUCUUGUAAGACUUUUUACUCAUCAUCACAAAAUCGUAGAUAUUAUUAAAGUGCUUGCAGAUUAUGAAAUCUUAAAGCUUACAGACGCGACGACAAUAUUUCGUGGUAAUACCUUGGUUAGUAAAAUGAUGGAUGAAGCUAUGCGUUUAUGGGGCCUACCUUAUUUACAUCGAACCCUUAAAACUAUUGUGGAAACUAUUUUUGCGGAGCGCAAACCUUGUGAAAUUGACCCUAUGCGUGUUAAAGAUGUUUCUGCUAUUCAGGGUAAUCUUGACAAUCUCAAAGAAUAUGUUGAAAAGGUAUUUUCAGCCAUAUCAGACUCAGCAGUACAUUGCCCUGGCGCUUUAUGUGAAAUAUUUAGUCAUUUGCGAGAAAGCGCCGCGCGUAGAUUUCCUCAGGAUAAGCAAGUGCGAUAUUCAGUGGUGUCAGGAUUUAUUUUCCUAAGAUUUUUUGCUCCUGCUAUUCUUGGCCCACGAUUGUUUGACUUAACUACUGAACAAAUGGAUGACCAAACAAAUCGGACAUUGACUUUGAUUUCAAAAACCAUUCAAAGUCUAGGAAAUUUAGUGUCUUCACGAUCUGCCCAACAACCUGCUAAAGAACAAUAUAUGUGCUCUUUAUAUAAAGCAAUGUGCACCGAGCGUCAUGUAGAAUCUGUGAAAAGGUUUCUUGAGCUAGUAUCAGCCUCAAGUUCUUCACAUGAAGAAGAAUCCGAUGCAAAAACUACAUCAGACCAGCAAAACAUAGCUGAUAAUGUUCGUAUUAUUGAUAAGUCAGCCACACCUUACGGACCAAGAGACACUAGUUUUAAUGAUGAAGUUAUUUUGCUCAAAGAAGGUAUGAUGACGAAACGAGCUCAAGGCAGACGUCGGUUUGGUUGGCGCAAUUUCCGGGAGCGAUACUUUCGACUGACCACACAAAGUUUAUCAUAUGCUAAGGCUAAAGGCAAAACUGCUUUAUGUACCAUACCAUUGGCUAAUAUUUUGGCCGUAGAAGAACUUGCAGAACGAUCUUUCAAAAUGAAGAACAUGUUUCAAAUUGUACAAGCAGAAAGAGUGCUAUAUGUUCAGACAGCAAAUUGUGUUGAACUGAAAGAAUGGGUUGAUAUUUUACAUAAAGUAUGCAAUACAAAUAGAAAUAGACUUAAUGUUUAUCAUCCAUGUGCAUUCCUGAAUGGUCAAUGGCAAUGUUGCCAAAGUACUGUUUCUAACGCACCAGGUUGCACAGCAGUCUCUGUGUCAAGUGGAACAUCAGAAUUACAUAUGACUCUUGACCCAGCGUGGGACCUUCAACGACUGCAUUCGCUAUUUGUUAAAAAUCUUACUGCUUGGGAGAUGUUAGUGCGAGCCUGUGAAUGCCAAACAGUUGCCGGUAAUGAUUGUAGCUUGGUUUCUCCAGUAACUGAAGACCCACAAAGUUGUUUAUUUACUUUAAUGAAGUUACGAGAUAUUGCCAAAAACUUAGAUUUAAAUCAUACUAAACUGCUAGGUUUUGAAGCAAGCCAGAUGAAAUAUGGAAGCAGGCAAGCACCCAUAGGAGAUGAUAAUUACUUUCACCUCGCAGCUCGUAGUAAAAAGGAUAUAUCUGGCUUUUUUGCAUCACAUCAUGAAUUGUUAAAUACAAGCAACCUCGAAAAUAUUUUGCCUACAGAUAAUAAUGCUGGAAGACAUAAUAGCUUUGCUAUGAAAAGCUCAAGACAGGAAAUGUUCAAAACGAUAGCAGUAUCACUGCAACAAAGUGUAGUUGAUGAGAGUAAUGGAUUACAUGAUGAAAAGCUGUUAAUAAAUAAGAAAACCAGUGAUAAUGAGUCACACCUCAAAAAAAUUCCAACACGUGACUCAAAUCAAGUGAAUGAUCUCAUUUGUGAAUCUGAUGUACGUUAA
Ctenocephalides felis (cat flea) is the source of this 3350-nucleotide messenger RNA. RefSeq names its product ras GTPase-activating protein 3-like. Lineage: Eukaryota; Metazoa; Arthropoda; Insecta; Siphonaptera; Pulicidae. Gene Ontology annotation, biological process: regulation of GTPase activity; intracellular signal transduction. The record is from RefSeq and is a predicted model, not a curated record.